This is a messenger RNA of Ricinus communis (castor bean), 1990 nucleotides long. Its product is annotated as pectinesterase. The record is from RefSeq and is a predicted model, not a curated record. Lineage: Eukaryota; Viridiplantae; Streptophyta; Magnoliopsida; Malpighiales; Euphorbiaceae. Bases 96 to 1844 code for a protein of 582 amino acids. The transcript is spliced from 2 exons. Gene Ontology annotation, molecular function: pectinesterase inhibitor activity; pectinesterase activity. Gene Ontology annotation, biological process: cell wall modification.
UCCUCUCUCAAUCCAUAGUCCAUACAAUAGACUAUCUUCUCUUCUCUUCUCUUCUCUUUCCUUUCUGUCAUUGAUACAUAAACACCCUCCAAAAAAUGACCCAAGAUAAGGAAAGCUUGACUGGAAUACAAGAUUCCAGCAAGCAACAUUCCAUCUUCAAGAAACACAAGAAGCUGUUUUUAGCUCUCUUUGCUUCCGUGCUCAUUAUUGCUACUGUUACCGCCAUUGUCACUGGUGUAAACUCAAACAAGAAAGAUACCACAGCAUCACCAUCUCAUUCCAUACUCAAAUCUUCAUGUAGCACCACAAGAUACCCUGAUUUAUGUUUCUCUGCUGUAGCUUCUGCUCCUGGCGCUACAAGCAAAUUGGUUAGCCUUAAAGAUGUCAUUGAAGUUUCUUUAAACCUUACUACUACAGCCGUUGAACACAAUUUCUUCACUGUAGAGAAGCUCGCGAAAAGAAAAGGCUUAACCAAGAGAGAAAAAACUGCUCUCCAUGAUUGUUUGGAGACUAUAGAUGAGACUCUUGAUGAGCUACAUAAGGCUAUGGAUGAUCUAAAAGAGUAUCCAAACAAGAAAUCCCUUUCUCAGCAUGCGGAUGAUCUUAAAACUUUAUUAAGUUCUGCAAUAACUAAUCAAGAAACAUGCUUAGAUGGGUUUUCUCACGAUGGUGCUGAUAAGCAUAUCAGAGAGGCUCUGUUAGCUGGUCAAGUUCAUGUUGAGAAAAUGUGCAGUAAUGCUUUGGCAAUGAUAAAGAACAUGACAGAUACUGACAUUGCUAAUGAGCUUAAGUUGUCAGGUAGUAAAAAUAGAAAGCUCAAGGAGGAGAAAGAUCAAGAAAGUGUGUGGCCGGAGUGGUUGUCAGCCGGUGACAGGCGGUUGUUGCAGUCUUCGUCUGUGACACCGAAUGUGGUGGUGGCAGCUGACGGAAGUGGUGAUUAUAAGACAGUAUCAGCUGCUGUAGCUGCUGCUCCAUCGAAAAGUAGUAAAAGGUAUAUCAUCAGAAUUAAGGCAGGAGUUUACAAGGAAAAUGUGGAAGUGCCAAAGGGCAAAACAAAUCUAAUGUUUUUGGGAGAUGGAAGAAAAACUACUAUCAUCACAGGAAGUAGGAACGUGGUUGAUGGAAGCACAACAUUUAAUUCUGCCACUGUUGCUGCGGUAGGGCAAGGAUUCCUAGCCAGGGGAGUAACGUUUGAAAACAAGGCUGGACCAUCAAAGCACCAGGCAGUAGCACUAAGAGUUGGUGCUGAUCUAGCAGCUUUCUACGAAUGCGACAUGAUAGCCUACCAAGACACUCUCUAUGUCCAUUCCAAUCGUCAGUUUUUCAUAAACUGCUAUAUCGCAGGCACAGUCGACUUCAUUUUUGGCAACUCAGCAGCUGUUUUCCAAGACUGUGACAUCCAUGCUAGAAAACCCAAUUCAGGCCAGAAAAAUAUGGUUACAGCUCAAGGCAGGUCUGACCCUAAUCAGAACACAGGAAUAGUGAUCCAGAAAUGCAGGAUUGGCGCCACUUCUGAUUUAAGACCUGUUCAAAGUAGCUUCCCAACAUAUCUUGGCAGGCCCUGGAAAGAAUACUCGAGAACUGUGGUAAUGCAGACAGCAAUCAGUGAUGUGAUACAUCCUGCAGGAUGGCAUGAAUGGAGUGGGAGUUUCGCAUUGAGUACUCUGUUUUAUGGAGAGUAUCAGAAUAGCGGGGCUGGUGCUGGAACAUCAAAGAGGGUCAGCUGGAAAGGGUUUAAGGUUAUCACAAGUGCAACCGAAGCUCAAGGUUUUACUCCUGGCAAGUUUAUUGCUGGUGGCAGCUGGUUGAGUUCCACUACUUUCCCAUUCUCUCUUGGUCUGUAAACAGUUAAAUCUAAUUUAUUCUUGGAGAGCAAUCUUAUAGCUAACUAGUGUUCGAUUUGUGUGUUUUGUUGGGCGGCUAUGUGUAUGUUUUCUGUAGUGAUUUAAUUAAUAAGAGCAUGGCAUUAAGUUGAAAUGCCUUUUCUGAA